Messenger RNA from Rhizopus microsporus ATCC 52813, 1258 nucleotides. RefSeq names its product P-loop containing nucleoside triphosphate hydrolase protein. The transcript is spliced from 2 exons. Gene Ontology annotation, biological process: microtubule-based movement. NCBI's taxonomy places the organism in Eukaryota, Fungi, Mucoromycota, Mucoromycetes, Mucorales, Rhizopodaceae. The record is from RefSeq and is a predicted model, not a curated record. Bases 29 to 1258 code for a protein of 409 amino acids. Gene Ontology annotation, molecular function: microtubule motor activity; microtubule binding; ATP binding.
CAAGGCGUUACAUUCUUUUUUGUACACAAUGGCUUACCGUCUACCUCUAACUGAGCAGAGAUAUCUCAAAUGUGUCGAGUACUUCAAGAAAGCGAUAGAAAACCAUGACGAAAAGAUUAAGCGCUCAGCACCUAAACCUAAUACUAGCACCAACCAAAGUAUCAAUGUCCUUUUGCGUACUCGUCCCUUGCAACCCUCCGAAAUUGAUAAAGGUCAUUGUAGUGUGAUAUCUCAAUAUGGACACCGCACAUAUAUUCACGAACCAUACUUUAAAGUACUUAGUAACCCAGGUAUUAGAUCUCACACAAUGGAGGUUGACCAUUCUUUUGGUCCGGAACAUGACAACCAAUCUGUAUAUGACGCAAUUUCCGAACAACUGAAUGAGUCCAUCAAAAGCAAUGGCUUGAUUACAAUAUUGGCUUAUGGACAAACUGGUUCUGGAAAGACGUUUACUAUAACUGGUCUCUUGAACAUGAUCUUUUCUGAUAUUUUGACUACUCAGAAUGAUAAAGGCUUUGAAAUAUAUUGCUCCUCAUUUGAAGUCUUUGGGAAUGAGUUGAAAGAUCUUUUAGAUGAAACUUCUACAGUCCAAAUUCGCGAAACAACGACGGGUCAGGUGAAUGCAACUGGUUGCAAGGAGGUCAAGAUCGCGUCCAUGGAAGAUUACAUGUCCUUCAAGACAAAUACUGAGACUAACCGUCGUACAGCAAAAACCCUAAAGAAUGACCAUUCCAGUCGCUCGCAUGCUAUAUAUAAUCUUCGUAUUUGUCAAAAUCAAGAAAACUCAGCAAAUAGUGGAGUUAUAAUGCUUGUUGACCUGGCUGGCUCUGAAAGGAAUGCUGAUUCAACAGCGCAUGACAGUCAGCUCAUCAAAGAAACUCGUAUCACCAAUACGUCCCUGAUGGUUCUCAAAGAUUGUUUGCGAAAAGCAUAUGAAAGGACGUUAUAUCCAAAGAAGCAUGUACACAUACCAUAUAGGUCAUCCAAGUUGACCCUUUUGCUUAAAGGCGUGUUUAGCCCAGGACCAGAUCGUCUUGCAAAGACAUAUGUGAUCGCUACUUUAUCUCCAAGUAUAAUGGAUGUCAGUCAUUCACUUAAUACUGCUCGUUAUGCAGCAACAAUUAUUGAGACAAAGAAGCCACUGACAAGGAAUAAUGAUAGGAAGAAAAUUGCUUCUGAUGGGCUGUUCAAGAACGAGAAAGAGGAAACUUCCUUAGAUAUUUCUGAACAAGAGCGUGAAAGCAUCGUGAAAGCUUGA